CUUUUCAUGAUAGACAACUGCGCCGAUGACUGGCGAAUCGCCAUGACCUGGCAAAGGAUAUCACAGAUAACAAUGGAACUAGUGAUAUGUGCUGUGCAUCCGAUUCCGGGACAUUAUCUGUUUGUGUGGACAACAAAACUAGCUAAUAAAAACGGUGGUAUUGGAAGAAAAUGCGUUCCGUACGAUGUGCCCUUGUCUUUGCCGAUGUUUCUCAGGCUCUACUUGAUUUGCAGAGUAAUGUUACUCCACAGUAAACUGUUCACGGAUGCCUCAUCGCGAAGUAUAGGUGCGCUCAAUCGAAUUAACUUCAAUACAAGAUUUGUGUUAAAAACCCUCAUGACUAUCUGUCCCGGUACGGUACUUCUAGUCUUCAUGGUAUCCCUCUGGAUCAUUGCCAGCUGGACGUUAAGACAGUGUGAAAGGUUCCACGACGAAGAACACGCAAACCUUCUUAACGCCAUGUGGCUGAUCGCAAUAACAUUUCUGAGCGUCGGCUUCGGAGACAUAGUUCCUAACACGUACUGUGGAAGGGGCAUUGCGGUCAGCACCGGUAUUAUGGGAGCCGGUUGUACAGCCUUAUUAGUAGCGGUAGUUUCAAGAAAAUUAGAAUUAACGAGAGCAGAAAAACAUGUACAUAAUUUUAUGAUGGACACGCAGCUCACAAAACGGUUGAAAAACGCAGCUGCGAAUGUCCUGAGGGAAACCUGGUUGAUUUAUAAACAUACAAGGCUAGUGAAAAGAGUUAACCCAGGUAGAGUUCGAACUCAUCAAAGAAAAUUUCUACUCGCUAUUUACGCGUUGAGGAAAGUUAAAAUGGACCAACGUAAAUUAAUGGAUAAUGCCAAUACCAUCACAGAUAUGGCCAAGACCCAAAACACUGUAUAUGAAAUAGUUUCUGACAUGAGCACAAGACAGGAUACUUUGGAAGAUAGACUCAGUACAAUGGAAGAUAAACUGGUAGCACUUCAAGAACAACUAGAUCUUCUACCUGACAUGAUAGCUACCAGAAUACAGUCUCAGCAAGAAAAAAUCGAACAGCGACGAAACUUCCUUCAUCCAGAAUCAGCGGCAGGUCUCCAACAGGCCCGAAGUGUACCUCCUGGAUGCCCUUGGCCUGGUCCAACAGUAUUACCGCCUCUGGGAAAGUCUUGUAUUCCUCCAUCAUCUGGACAGAGUUGACUCACUUAGAGAGUUACCUUCUGAGAGCAGUAUUUAGUUGCAUAUAAAACCUAUACUUUGUAUGAGUGACAUGGAUUGAGUUCCAUCAUUUCAUAUCAAGACAAUUUUUUUAAAUUGUACUUUGCCAAUGCUUUCGCUCUAAAUUCUCAGGACAUCUGACUGUAGUGUAGUUCAUUUGAGAUUGACUCUACCUUGGUAUAUUUCAUAUUCUCGAAUAUUUUUUUUCCUUCAUAUUUAAUAUUUUCUCAAAAUUCAUAUUUCACAUGAUUAGAGAGCCUUUCUAAGGAAAAAUGUUUUGAAAUACCCAAAG
Molecule: messenger RNA, 1489 nt
Organism: Leptinotarsa decemlineata (Colorado potato beetle)
Lineage: Eukaryota; Metazoa; Arthropoda; Insecta; Coleoptera; Chrysomelidae
Gene: SK
Product: small conductance calcium-activated potassium channel
Source: RefSeq, a predicted model, not a curated record